AUGGCGCUAUAUCCUUUGCCGCUCAAUUUGCGGGUGGUAUUUUUUUAUAACAUUGCGUCGUUGACGCUCUGGUGCUGUUGCUUGGGCCGCUUUCUAGUGUUGCUUCCUCUCGUGGGCAGACGGUUUCUUCCCGCAGGAAUUGCCGAUUUUUUCCAUGUGGUGGCCAUCUUGCCUCUUGCUGGAUUCUUGGUGGUGAGGUUGUUUGGAAACGCCAGAUCGUUGGCAGGCGUUUCCGGUCUCUGGAGUCUCUUCAAUGGGCUUCGUCUUGUAUGGCUCUGCUACGUGGUGAUCUAUCCACAUCCCAAAAUUGCCAAGCACACGUCCUACUCGUUCUUGAUAGUGGGCUGGUGUGCUCAGAACAUCAUUGAUUUGGCGUACCAUGCGUUCCGGCUCAAGACCCGAUCCUCGCCCUGGGCGCUCUUUGCCCUCCACUACAAUCAUUUCUACAUGACGUUUUUCAUCUCCUUUGCCAGCGAGAUCUGCUUGGUGUUUUUGAGCUUGGCCUUUGUAAGAAACAGUGUGCUUGAGCGGGCGUUGCAGGCCUGUUUCUUGUUGUAUGUGCCGCUUGGCUAUUUCUCCUUCACACACCUUCGCCGCAGGAAGGACGUCAAGUACACUCAGUACUUGGCAAAAAAAGCACAAGCCCGCGGCCUGGGCCCAUCGGCUGUCCGGCCCGCAACAAGUCUGGGCCCGUCGAUACUGCAGUAG
This is a messenger RNA of Metschnikowia bicuspidata var. bicuspidata NRRL YB-4993, 708 nucleotides long. RefSeq lists its product as uncharacterized. The transcript has a single exon. The record is from RefSeq and is a predicted model, not a curated record. Lineage: Eukaryota; Fungi; Ascomycota; Pichiomycetes; Serinales; Metschnikowiaceae. Bases 1 to 708 code for a protein of 235 amino acids.